UUUUCUCUCUAAUUCUUUCAGACCACAACUUGAUCACUAGCCUCAAGGGGAUUUAAUAAUGAAGCAGUCUCCCUUCAAAGCCAUGCAGACAGUUGAGAAAGAGGUCCCUUCGGUGAGAGAGCGAUUUUUUCGAACUCCCUACAAAGAGAGAAAGAGAAGCACCUCCCUGGGCUUUGAAAAGCAGCCUAUUAGCCCAUUGUGGCAGUCUCCUCCGCCAACUGCUGGAGCCAUCUACAGGCACAGGAGCAGCACUGAGCAUGUCCCUAAGGAACCAGCUGCCAGCAGCCCAUUAUGCAGCGCGUCCGCUCGAGCAGAUGGGGGAGAGCAAGAACAGGCAUUUGUUUUCCUUGCAUCACCCUCCUCCUUGCUCUCGUCACCGGAAAGCAAGCCUGGAUUACUAAACAGAAUCUCACCCAGAGGCAGAGCAAAGAGCAUCAAUCAGCAUGGCUUGAUUGCCAAAGGAGUACGUUUGCUAAAAAACAUGGGGAAUCAAGAUGGGAAGCUUAAAAAAUCUGCAGGAGAAGGUAAUGAAGGAGCAGAUGAUGCAGGGGUGCUCAAGGAUGCUGAAGGCUCCAAGAAAGGAUUGCAGGGGAAAAAGGCACUUGGCAAGCAUGGCAAAGGAGGGGAAUCAAACAAAAAGAGGUCCAAAUCGGAGUCUAAAACGUCUAUGUUUUCAAAUAUCCGCAUCCGAAAGAACCAGUCUAAGGCUAAAGAGAUCCUGGGUGGCUCAAAGGAAGACGUGUUGGCAAGCCAGGCCUCACAGGCUGAGGAGCUGGAUAGCGCACAUUCUAUCAGGACCAAAACCCCCGACCUGAGCCUCUCCGCAGAUGAAUUGGGCCUAUCGGACACAGAAGCGGAGCCUUUCCGCCUCGCUGUUGACAGCCAGCGGCAGGCUGCUGUGGAAACGCAGAAUGGACAAAGAGCAAGCUCAGGCUCUGACACGGAUAUCUAUAGUUUCCACUCGGCUGCUGAACAAGAGGAUUUGCUUUCUGAUAUACAGCAGGCUAUUAGACUGCAGCAGGGGGUUAUUAUUUCGGCAGCUGCCGAGCUGAACUGGAAGACUGAGAGUAAUGCUACUCCGCAACCCCAGGAAUCUGAACAGGUGCGGCUACCGAUGGUGAUAUCUGGCAAUCUGAAUGGCCUAGACAACGAGCAGCACUUACAGGUGCUGAACAGAGUGAAUGAUAACCUGUCUACGGGUGGUACGACUGAUGACUUCCAGGGGAUUUUGGCCGAGGACAAACGUCCAUGUACUUUAUUUGAGACAAAGGCACAUGAACCUUUGACUGAGAGCCAGCACUCGCUUGAAUCUGACACUAAUGGGAAAGGUGGGAGUUCUGUUGCCAGGACAACAAAUACCAACAGCCCUUCUGAUUUAACUGUAUCGUUCACAAGUGCAGAUGGCUCUCCAGAGGGCAACACCGUGUUAGUAUUAUCAGACUGUGUGACAGAAAGCUGCACUGAUUCCACUGAUGAUGUUGCUAGAGAGGUAUGUGUCAAUGGCAGAGCCCCGCAGUUUGAAACUGAAGCUUUCAAUAAUAAUCUGAAAGGCAGUGUGGAGGACUUGGGCAAUGGCAUUGCAUUUCCACAUCGAAAAAGCAGCAUACCUCUUGCGGCAUUGGCCUCUGACAGUCCACUCCUGGCCUCCAAACUUUUCAGGCCCAACUUGAAUUCAGUUUCCUCCCCAAUCGUGAAAGCAUUUCCACCAGUGCAUCCCAGUUACAUUAAAACAACCACCAGGCAGCUGAGCUCUCCGAACCACUCUCCUUCCAUCUCACCGGUGCAGAGCCCACUCUUUCGACGACGGCAUUAUGAUCCUAGUCACAGGCCUGAGAAGAGAAGAGUUAAGAAACAUAGGUCCAGCAGUAUUGCUGGGAUUCUCAGCCGUUCGGCGGACUGGACGGAGGAACUGCCGAGGUUCAAAACCCAAAAAGCUGGCUCAGCAAACUACCUGGAAUACGGAGGCUCUGAGGAGCGGCUAAGAGGAGGUAGCCAGCCUUUAUGCCCAACCCGCAAGUCUUCAGGUGUGCAAGCCUCUACGUGCAGCUUUCACGAUGUGUUCUCAGGACGAACUUUGCUGGAAAAAUUCUUCAGCCAGCAGAAGGAUGCACCUGAAGAGGAAGCAGAGAAGCUUUGUUCACGCAUCUUAGCCAUGGGCUUAUUAUUGCCAUUUAGUGAUUGCUUUCGGGAACAGUAUGGUGGGAGUACGACUCAAGUUUCUCCUAAGUUUGAUCAAGACCAGCUUUACACCUGGGCAGCAGUUAGUCAACCGAAGCACUCCUUUGACCAUUCGGAGGGUCGCAUUCCAGGGAAGAUUCAUACAAUGUGGCCUCCAAAAUCAGAAGCCGAAGAAAGGCCAGGACUUAAAUACACUGAAGCAGAGCAUCAAACUGUUGUCUUGGGUUUCAAAAAACUUCAGAAGGAAGAAAUGGUUGAGUUUCAGGAAGAAUCCAUGCUGAAGUCGGUUCAGCUCAAGGAAGAACAUGUGAAUGUUAUUCAGCAACUUGAACAGACCAUUGAAGAUUUAAGGACAAAAAUAGCAGAAUUAGAGAAACAGUACACUCCUCUAGAGAGGGAUGUAAACACAACAGAUCAAGUGUGUGGGGAUGAAGAUGUAACUGUUAAAUGUGUUUGUGAUGUUGAUCUUCAAACAGAAGAAAGGACAAUUCUUAAUAAUUUGCAAGCAAAAUCUGUACAGACUUCUCCUGUUGACGAUGCAUAUAAAGUGCCUUUAGUAGAUGAAGCAUCUUCGCCUGUUCCACAGCUUCCAUUAAAUCUAAAAUCAGGGUCAUCUUCGCCUCCGCAGAUAUCCGAGGCACUAACAUAUCAUUCUGAAAUUUCUGUUUUAUUGACCCCAAAGACGUCCCUUGGUCAUAUUUGCACCUGCCAACAACAACAGCAACAACAGUGUAUACCACCUUUUAAUUUAGGAGAAAGAGAUCUUCCGCCCCCACCGCCACUGCCAGAUUAUCUAAUGUGUUCUGAUGGCACUGUACCCACACAGACUUCUUGUUUGUCUGACAAUCUUAAACUGAUGCCACCUCCUCCUCCCCCCUUACCGGGGAGUAUACCACCACCACCACCUCCUCCGCCUCCUCUACCGGGCAUGGGGCCUCCACCUCCUCCGCCGCCACCUCCUCUGCCAGGCAUGGGGCCUCCACCUCCUCCGCCGCCACCUCCUCUGCCGGGCAUGGGGCCUCCACCUCCUCCGCCGCCACCUCCUCUGCCGGGCAUGGGGCCUCCACCUCCUCCGCCGCCACCUCCUCUGCCGGGCAUGGGGCCCCCACCUCCUCCACCACCGCCUCCUUUGCCGGGCAUGGGGCCCCCACCUCCUCCACCACCGCCUCCUUUGCCGGGCAUGGGGCUUCUGCCUCCUCCGCCGCCACCUCCUUUGCCAGGCAUGGGGCACCCUCUACCUCCACCACCACCACCUUUUCCAGGCACGGGACCUCCUCCUCCACCGCCACCUCCUGGCAUUGCAGGACAUCCUUCGGUGCCUGGUCCACCUCUUCCUCCUCCAGGUGGAUUUGGAUCUCUUCCACCUUUAGUUCCAGCUGGGUUGUUUGCAUUAGGAUUGGGAAUAGACAAAGGAGCAAGGAAAGAGAUGGUUGAACCCCCACGUCCAAUGAAGCCACUCUACUGGACAAGGAUACAACUUCAUGCAAAAAAGGAACAAAGUGGAUCUUUGAUAUGGGAUAAAAUUGAAGAACCACCCAUUGAUUUUAAUGAAUUUGUAGAUUUGUUUUCCAAAACUGCUGUUAAAGAAAAGAAGAAACCACUGUCUGAUACUUACUCGAAAACGAAAGCUAAGCAGGUAGUCAAGCUCUUAAACAAUAAGCGGUCUCAAGCUGUGGGAAUUCUGAUGUCCAGCCUUCACCUGGAUAUGAAAGAUAUACAGCAUGCGGUUUUGAACUUGGACAAUGCUGUGGUUGACCUGGAGACCCUUCAAGCUUUGUAUGAGAAUAGGGCUCAACAAGAAGAAAUGGAUAAAAUAGAAAAGCACAUCAAAUCUUCAAAAGAAAAAGAGAGCGCAAAACCAUUGGAUAAACCAGAACAGUUUCUUUAUGAACUCGCACAAAUACCAAAUUUUUCUGCAAGAGUUUUUUGCAUACUUUUUCAGUCAACAUUUAAUGAAAGCAUUGCCUCAAUUAUGAGAAAACUUGACAUUCUUCAGAAAGUCUGUUCAACCUUAUACAGCAGUAAUAGUGUCAUGAAGAUCCUUGGUCUGGUGCUAGCUUUUGGUAACUUUAUGAAUGGUGGAAACAGAACCCGAGGGCAAGCAGAUGGUUUUGCUUUGGACAUCCUCCCAAAACUCAAAGAUGUAAAAAGUAGCGAUAACAGCAGAAGUCUCUCGUCAUACAUUGUAUCAUACUAUCUGAGACAUUUUGAUGAGGAUGCUGGGCGAGACAGCUGCAUCUUUCCACUUCCAGAACCUCAGGACCUUUUCCAGGUUUCUCAGAUGAAAUUUGAAGAUUUUCAAAAAGAUCUGCGCAAACUACGGAAAGACCUUCAAGCCUGUACAACUGAGGCUGAUAAAGUUUGUCGCCUUUCCUCAGAAGAGCAUUUACAGCCAUUUAAAGAAAAGAUGGAUGAAUUUCUUGUUCAAGCUAAAGUUGAUCUGGAGGCUGAAGAGAAGCAGCUGACUGAUGCACACAAAAGCUUUUUGGAACUGACAGUGUACUUUUCUGUAAAACCCAAAAUGGGAGAAAAAGAAGUGUCUCCGAAUACAUUCUUCACAGUUUGGCAUGAAUUUUGCACAGAUUUUAAGGAUUUGUGGAAAAAAGAAAACAAACUUAUCUUACAAGAAAGGCUACGAGAAGCUGAAGAAGGUUUUCGGCAGGCAAAAGAAAAAGCGUCCUACAACGUCAGGCCGAAACACGACUCUGGAAUAAAAGCCAAACUGAGUAUGAAAAUUUAAAUCUUUUUUAAAAAAAAAAAAGAACAACAUUUCAGAAAAACUCAAGUCCUACAUUGGAAGGGCACUGAUACCAUGAGGAAAUGGAACGUUGCAAACAUUGGCACUUCUCCUUCUUUUGUUUGUUUGUUUUGUUACGAAUAAUAAUGUUUUUAACUUGAGAGUUAUUAAGAUGUCCUAAACCUUCAAAGACAAGAGUCUGACAUCUUCAGACAGCCAAUGCAGAAUACACAGCAGCGAAUGCUGAAGCCAAACUGACGUAGCGCUGAGGAGGACAGUGUUCUAACCGAUAAUUCUUCUUGUUGCUGCUACUUGGGUUCUCUCAUCACAGACUCCGUGUAACUGACUUCUCUUAGAUGCAGAUUAUACAAUUCUUCCUAAUGCUAAAGUGAUUUAACAGCUUGAUUUGCAAUGUCAUUUGACGUUUUAAGCAAUAUUUAUGACUUCGUGGUAGCCAAUUCAGAUCAAACGCCUCCUCCUUGUUAACUGAGUGGUAGAUUUUUUUUUUUCUUCUUUUUUACUUUACAAAAAUGCAUGUACAGUAAGUAACAAAUGACAUAUCACAACAGAGGGAUGUCAAGGCAUCUAUGCUGAAGAUUAUAAAGAUGCAUUAUUUCCUCAAAUUUCUGAUGAGUAUUAAGAGCGCUGUGAUCCUUUCUGUUGGUUAAAGUUGCCACUGUAUUUGUUAGGUGGAUGAAGUCGUAUCUUUCAAAGGCAGCCUUUCUUAUUCAGUGUCAUAUCACUCAUUUCCUAACUUGCACCGCAGAUCAAGGCUCAGGUUUUAGGAAUUCAUUUUGGGAUAUACUAUGUCUCAUGGAAUUUAACAGUUUUUUAUGCAGUCUAGUACAGCGCAACAAGAGUCUAUGGAGAUGCCGAAUCUCUAACUUCAGUGCACUUUAUUGAUGAAAGGCCUCUGAAGGGUUUCCAAAGCUCAUUUGCGAUCUCAAGUCAAAAGAGAGAAACAUUUCAGUGUGUGUAAUAUGAGUAGAUUCUUGAAAGUGCUUUUCAUGUAUUAUAACAUUCUUGUUUAUUUUUAUGAAGUAUUAAGUAUCUAAUCACAUAUUACACAAACGUAUGAAAUUAACUUCAAAAAAUUCUGAGCCUUUUAUUUAUGAGCUUAAAAAGUUACCUUAAAUGAGCUCCAGAUAAAAUCCCAACAUGUCGGCCCUUAUUUUGAUGAUAACCAUAUCAGUUAUUUGAUAUCCAUCAGUACAGAAAUGUUCCUCUAAAUCACAUCAUGCCUAUAUUUUUGUCACCGUUGACAAAGGGAAUAAUUUGCUGGGCACAGUGAAACACACAAAAAAAAAUGAAACUAUUUUUCUUUGUUUUACAAUCCACCUGUCACCUCUCCAACAAGCAGGACAUAAAGCUGAGAUGUUACUCUGUUGACUGCAACAGAAAAUAUUUUGUUGCAAAGAACUGCUUUCUUUGCAUAGGAAUGUAUUAUCAGACUCUAUUUUCUAAGAAAUAUCUUUUUUUUUUUAAUCAAAGUGCUGUUUUAAAAAAAAAAAAAAAAGGAAAUGGAUUUAGAAAUAAAUUGAUAGUCUGGCCAAAAUGAUGUUUCUUACAAUGACGAAGAAAGGUCUGUGUGCUGAUUGAGCGAGCCAGAAGAGCUUCACUUGCAUUUGCCUGGCUGAUUGUUUUUUUGUUUGUUUUUUUUUUUUUUGUUUUCUUCUUUAACAAAAGAUGCCUAAAAGAUUUUGUAUUUGUGAUCCCACAAAAGAAGCGCAGUAUGCAGGACGUGGGGUUGUAUGUGCUGUACAGUAGACGUGAAGGCUGGGACUGGUGUCCACAGAUUAUCUCUCCAUGGUGCCCUUUUGUUUUCAGUCAAAGACGGUUUUUGUAUGACUUAUGUCUUCUGGAAGACCACAGGUAAAAUGUAUUAUUAUCUAGCAGUUGUUUGCUGAAAUGUUAUUUUUAAAUGCUGUAUGUUCAAUGAUUUUAUUCAUGUAAGGUAGUAUUAAUUACAUCUUUAUGUAACAGAUUUAAUUUAUUUUUAUGUAAGUGUAAACUAGCAUGUUUUUAGUUUUCAGUACUCAUCUGUGCCCCAUAUGUAUUAUACUGUAUCACUCUAAAGACUUUGCAUCAUGUGCAAUAUAAGUGUUUCUAAUUGGACUUUUUCAAUCCAAAUGUGAUUUAUAAGAAAAUAAAAUGAGAAAUAAUAUUCUA
Erpetoichthys calabaricus (reedfish) is the source of this 7084-nucleotide messenger RNA. It is a transcript of the gene fmn2b, whose product is annotated as formin 2b. Gene Ontology annotation, cellular component: endoplasmic reticulum membrane; cytoplasm; nucleus. Bases 59 to 4918 code for a protein of 1619 amino acids. NCBI's taxonomy places the organism in Eukaryota, Metazoa, Chordata, Cladistia, Polypteriformes, Polypteridae. The record is from RefSeq and is a predicted model, not a curated record. Gene Ontology annotation, biological process: intracellular transport. The transcript is spliced from 18 exons.